Molecule: messenger RNA, 531 nt
Organism: Pistacia vera
Lineage: Eukaryota; Viridiplantae; Streptophyta; Magnoliopsida; Sapindales; Anacardiaceae
Product: cytochrome P450 71D10-like
Exons: 1
Coding region: 1-531 (176 amino acids)
Molecular function (GO): oxidoreductase activity, acting on paired donors, with incorporation or reduction of molecular oxygen; monooxygenase activity; iron ion binding
Source: RefSeq, a predicted model, not a curated record
AUGAAGAGGGCGCAGGAUGAGGUGAGGGAAGUCUUUAAUAGAAGAGGGAAAGUUCAUGAAGCAGGCAUCGAAGAAAUGAAAUUCUUGAAGCUAGUAAUAAAAGAGACUCUGAGAUUGCAUCCUGCCGGUCCUUUGUUACUUUCAAGAGAAAAUGGAGAGAGAUGUGAAAUUAAUGGAUUCAACAUACCUGCCAAAACUAAAGUCAUCGUUAACGCCUGGGCGAUGUCAAGGGAUCCAAAAUAUUGGGCUGAACCCGAAAGCUUCAAACCAGAGAGAUUCCUUAAUAGUUCUAUUGACUUCAUGGGAAGUAAUUUUAAUUACCUGCCAUUUGGUGCUGGUAGGAGGACUUGCCCAGGAUCUUUCUACGGUCUGGCCAAUGUUGAGAUUGUGCUUGCGAUGUUGCUCUACCAUUUUGAUUGGAAACUUCCUAAUAGAAUGAAGAAAGAAGAUUUAGACAUGACCGAGGUAUUUGGUUUGGCACUUAGAAGAAAAAAUAAUCUGUGUUUGAUUCCCAUUCCUUAUCAUCCAUAG